CCCACCAUCGCUACCAUUGACGGUGCAGUACCUUCGUCGCCGUAUUCGGGAGACACAAGUCAAGCAUGGAUCGACAGUCAGUGUAUACGUUGAGCCUGUUCGGCGAGGACCGAAGCGCAAAUGGUGGGCAAGAGACGAACAGACAGACCCAGCAGGAACUGGUAGACUUCAUCCUCGACUUUCGGCUGGAAGACACCUUCAUAUACCGUGAUCAGAUACGGGAGAACGUGCUGUCGAAACAGUACUACUGCGACGUCGAUAUUGCGCAUCUCAUCGCCUUCAACGAGCACCUGGCGCAUAGGCUGAACAAUGAGCCGGCGGAUAUUAUACCCUUAUUCGAAGCCGCACUCAAGACCGCCACACAGAAGAUCCUCUACCCCUCAAGAAGCGAAGACGACCUCCGCCUGGGCAAAGCUCUACCAGAACAUCAGCUCCUCAUCCACUCCUCCGUCACACACACCACCAUCCGCGGACUAACGGCAACAAAUGUCUCUCACCUCGUCCGAAUCCCAGGUAUUGUCAUCGGUGCCAGCACGCUCAGUUCCAAAGCCACCAGUCUCCACAUCCAAUGCCGGAACUGCGACUACACCUCCAACAUCGCCGUUCAGUCCGGCUUCACUGGCAUCACCCUCCCUCGAAUCUGCGGCCGAGAGAAGGGCCCCAAUGACGACGGCGACAAGUGUCCACUCGACCCCUAUUUCGUCGUCCACGAAAAGAGCCAGUUCAUCGACCAACAAGUCCUCAAACUGCAAGAAGCACCCGACGACGUCCCCGUCGGCGAGCUGCCCCGCCAUAUCCUCGUCUCCGCAGACAGAUACCUCGCCAACCGCGUCGUCCCCGGCUCCCGCUGCGUAGUGAUGGGCGUCUUCAGCAUCUACGCCAGCCAAAAGAACUCCAAAGGCAGCGGCGCAGUCGCAAUCCGCAACCCCUACCUCCGCGCCGUCGGCAUCUCCACAGACCUCUCCCACAACACCUCCGGCAGCGCGGGCAUGCACUUCACGGAAGAGGAAGAGCAAGAAUUCCUCGAGCUCUCCCGCCGCCCGGACCUCUACUCCCUCUUCGCCUCCUGCAUCGCCCCCUCCAUCUACGGCAACGCUGAUAUCAAAAAAGCCAUCGCCUGCCUGCUGCUGGGCGGCAGCAAGAAAAUCCUCCCCGACGGCAUGCGGCUGCGUGGGGACAUCAACGUUCUACUCCUCGGCGACCCGGGGACGGCGAAAUCCCAACUCCUUAAGUUCGUCGAGAAAUGCAGCCCCAUCGCCAUAUACACCUCUGGCAAGGGCUCCUCAGCCGCCGGCCUUACCGCUUCCGUCCAGCGGGAUACAUCUACCCGUGAAUUCUACCUCGAAGGCGGCGCCAUGGUUCUCGCGGACGGGGGCGUAGUCUGCAUCGACGAAUUUGACAAAAUGCGCGACGAAGACCGCGUAGCAAUCCACGAAGCGAUGGAGCAACAGACCAUCUCCAUCGCCAAAGCAGGCAUAACCACCAUCCUCAACGCGCGCACCUCCGUCCUCGCGGCCGCGAACCCCAUCUUCGGCCGCUACGACGACCUCAAGACGCCGGGGGAGAACAUCGACUUCCAAACCACCAUCCUCUCCCGCUUCGACCUCAUCUUCAUCGUCCGCGACGACCACGACCGGAACCGUGACGAGACCAUCGCCAAGCACGUCAUGAAUAUCCACAUGAACGGGCAAGGACCCCGCCACAAUAACAACGACAACCAGGCUGAAUCCGAGAUCCCGGUGGAAAAAAUGAAAAGGUACAUCUCCUACUGCAAAUCCCGCUGCGCCCCGCGCCUCUCCGCCGAAGCCGCGGAGAAACUCUCCUCCCACUUCGUCUCCAUCCGCCGGCAAGUCGCGCGAGCAGAAGCGGACGCCAAUCAGCGGUCCUCCAUCCCGAUUACGGUGAGGCAGUUGGAGUCUUUGGUGCGGAUUACGGAGGCCUUGGCGAAGAUUGAGUUGCAAGCCGUUGCCACGGAGCGGCAUGUUGAUGAGGCGAUCCGGCUGUUUUUGGGGAGUACGAUGGAUGCUGUUAUGGCGGGGAAUCGGACAGGCGGAGGGGUAGGAGGGAGUCGGGAGGUGGUUGAGGAGGUGCAUAAAGUGGAGGAGGAGUUGCGGAGGCGAUUACCAAUCGGGUAUACGUCUUCCCUUGCCACGCUGAGAAGGGAGUUUGUGGAGAGGAAAGGGUAUAGCGAGCAGUCGCUCAAUCGGGCGCUGCAGGUGCUUGUUAGGCGGGAGACGGUGCAGUUUCGGAGGGGUGGGGCGUUGGUGCAUCGGAGUGGUGUGUGAUGUGUUUGUGUUUGAUCUGUCAGCGGCUGAAAGACAACGUGGAUUGGGCGUUGAACGGCGAUGGUGUGGCUUAAGGGACGAGUGAUGAACGGAGAGGGACCGUAUGACGGUACUGGAUUGCUGGUCGCUAUGGUAAGGCGCCUUGGCGUAGGGGACGAGGUAUGGGAUAUUGAGCGGACUCAUAUGACGAUGAGCUUGAGCAGAUCCGUACUUACUCGCGCACGCUAUGCCCUGUAUUUUACAGACAGUGCCGGACACGACGUUCCGUUCAUUGCACCUUGACUCACCGGUCCGUAGUCAUGCAGGAGCGCGAUUGGUCGUCCACGGCGGCUGCAGCUGCAAGGCUGGCUUGUUCAUCCACGACGCAUAGAAGCAUGAAAGAACAGCAUCUUGUAUUCGCGGGUAACAUGUUCUCUUGUCCGCAUGCCCCGUUAAUCACGAAUGCUUCGUUGAUGCGACGGACAUACAAGCCU
Baudoinia panamericana UAMH 10762 is the source of this 2758-nucleotide messenger RNA. RefSeq lists its product as uncharacterized. The record is from RefSeq and is a predicted model, not a curated record. Gene Ontology annotation, biological process: DNA replication; double-strand break repair via break-induced replication; DNA replication initiation. The transcript is spliced from 4 exons. Gene Ontology annotation, molecular function: DNA replication origin binding; ATP binding; single-stranded DNA helicase activity. Bases 66 to 2285 code for a protein of 739 amino acids. Lineage: Eukaryota; Fungi; Ascomycota; Dothideomycetes; Mycosphaerellales; Teratosphaeriaceae. Gene Ontology annotation, cellular component: nucleus; MCM complex.